Molecule: messenger RNA, 1029 nt
Organism: Ambispora leptoticha
Lineage: Eukaryota; Fungi; Glomeromycota; Glomeromycetes; Archaeosporales; Ambisporaceae
Source: the annotation of a GenBank genome assembly
AUGGUGUCAAAAGCAUCGCUUCUAGCUGCUGCAAUUUCAGCUAUUACUGAUGAGCAAGUACUUCUAUAUGAUGAUUAUCUCAACAAAAAAUCUGAUUCGAAUUAUAAGUUUAAAGGGCAACUUAAUAUAGACUCGUUACAUCAGUCACACCUUGUCGGUGGGCAGGUUUAUACAUUUAUUGACGAUGAUACGAUAACUCCUAUAAAUUUAGGAGUGAACCUUAAUCAAGGACGACCUCAGCUUAUAUAUGUGAAAACUCUAACCGGGAAAGUGUUGUAUAUUUAUCCUAAAUUGACGGAUUUAGUUGGACAAGUUAAAAAAUCAAUUCAAUAUAUAGAAGGAAUUCCUCCGGAUCAACAACGUCUCAUUUUUAACGGACUACAACUUGAAGAUAGUCGUUCACUUGUUGAUUACAAUAUUAAAGCGGAGUCUACAUUGUUUUUGGCUCUUGUCCUUCGCGGUGGUAGCUCUCAAGUUCUUUCUUACACUUUCCUUAAUACAGAUCAACUUGACCCACGUUUUGAUUUCGAUUUCACGAAUGUCUUCGAUACUGCAAAUGAUGUAUUUAUGCGUGGAAAUUUCCAAUAUAAACGACCUUGUGGCUGGAAAAGGUUGGCACUUAAAGUAUUAAAUAAAUAUGGGACUGAUAAUGCCUGGCUUGGCACCACUUCUAGACAUUUUCGUCGCACAUCUUGCACCAAUGAAUGGCCGGUCUCCUAUCAUGGAACCGCAAAAGACAAUUGUCACUCAAUUGCCGAAGAUGGAUACGAGCUAAGCAAAGGGAAACGAUUCGCGUUCGGCCGUGGUAUAUACUCUUCGCCUGAUCUCAAAGUCGCUGCAAAAUAUGCCAAAAAAUUUACUUAUGAUGGUCAAGAAUAUCGCGUGGUUAUCCAAAAUCGUGUUAAUCCUGAUACGUUGGUUAGAAUCCCGGCAGAACAAACAGGAGGACAUGGCGAAUAUUGGAUUUCUCCGAAUGGCUCUGAUAUUCGUCCGUACGGUAUUUGUAUUAAAAAAAUUUCGAGAUCUUGA